Molecule: messenger RNA, 686 nt
Organism: Portunus trituberculatus (swimming crab)
Lineage: Eukaryota; Metazoa; Arthropoda; Malacostraca; Decapoda; Portunidae
Exons: 2
Coding region: 101-523 (140 amino acids)
Source: RefSeq, a predicted model, not a curated record
GUCAGUAUUUAUAAGGGCAGCUAGUGAGGAUAGCACCAGUGUGCAAAGCAACGUUAGCAGUAACAGUAGCACUAUCGGAACUACUACUAACAUCACUACUAUGGCAAAUCAAUUCAUCAUGGCAUUCAGUUUGGCUCUGAUCAGUGUUGUCCUCACCGUACCCCUGACAGCAGCCUUGCCACCUCCUCCUCGGCCUGCCGCCUCUGACGCUGCCUCCAUGCAACCCAUCAUCGCUAACGGCACCAUGGUAGCCGUGCCCGCCAUGAGCGAAACUUUCCUCUUCUGCUGGGUGGACGGCGCGCUCGCUCACCAGAUCGAGUGGUGGGACUCUCGGAACAACCCCGUGCCACACUGGAGCCCCCAAGCCUCCCGUUACCAGCUGGGCUCAGGCGCACACCUGCCUCACGCCUACCUUGUCUUUGUGGACUUCCACCAACCAGACGUGUACACCUGUGUGGCUCGAGGCGCUGCAGGGAUGGAUGAAGGGAGCGCCAGUGUGACUGUGACUCUUGCCAUGCCCUGACAGACCUGCCUUCCACACCACGCUCUGAUACCUUCUCACUACGCCCACCGGAACACAUCAUUGCCAUAGUUGACAUAUCCUACUCAUGUUUCAUCGAUUAUUUAUUCCUUAUUUAUACUGUUAUUUAUUAGUCACUUGUUCUGACUAUCUUUGGUAAUAAAAA